This is a messenger RNA of Chrysoperla carnea, 1602 nucleotides long. RefSeq names its product facilitated trehalose transporter Tret1-2 homolog. The transcript has 2 exons. Gene Ontology annotation, cellular component: membrane. Gene Ontology annotation, molecular function: sugar transmembrane transporter activity. The coding region runs from base 148 to 1599 and encodes 483 amino acids. Lineage: Eukaryota; Metazoa; Arthropoda; Insecta; Neuroptera; Chrysopidae. Gene Ontology annotation, biological process: carbohydrate transport; transmembrane transport. The record is from RefSeq and is a predicted model, not a curated record.
GUUAUUUUAUUAAUUAAAAUGGAUUUAGCAAAUAAGUAUUGUGGAAUUAAUUAAUCAAGAACUUGUGUGGUCUAAUUAAAUGCAAUUUUUUAAAUUUUUGAAAUAAUUCAUUUAAUUUAGUGUUUGAUUGAAAAAUAUUGCCGAAAAAUGGCAGAAUCAUUAAAUCCUAUGUUACCCACUGUAAACAGUGGGUCAUCGUAUAAUCCAACAACUGUUUCGAAAGCAACCAGAGGACCGCAAUAUUUAGGUGCAAUUAUAGUGUGUUUGGCAGCAGUUUCAGCUGGUACGGCCAUAGGAUGGAGUGCUCCAGUAAUACCCCAACUAGAAAAUGGAACAACAGCCCCAUUUCCUGUAACAAAAUCAGAAAGUUCAUGGAUUGGUGCAUUUUUACCAGUAGGUGCCUUAUUUGGUGCUAUUCCUGGUGGAAUUUUGGCUGAUAAAGUUGGACGAAAAUUGACAAUCUUAUCAUUAGCUGGACCAUUUUUAAUAAAUUGGGGUUUAAUUGUUAUAGCAAAUUCUGCAACUCUUAUGAUUGUUGGACGAUUUUUUGCCGGAUUAUCAACGGGAGCGAUAUGUGUAACAGGUUCUAUGUACAUUGGAGAGUUUGCUGAAACUGAAAUACGUGGAGUUUUGGGAUCCUACUUUCAAUUGUUUUUAUGUGUGGGAAUUUUAAUAUCAUUCGUUUUGGGAGCGUUUUUGGAUUAUGUCCAAUUAUCUUUAACACUAGCUGUAAUUCCAAUUAUUUUUGUUAUAACUUUUAAAUUCAUGCCAGAAUCUCCGGUAUAUUUGAUGACAAUUGGUAAGCGAACAGAAGCUGAAGACGCUAUUCGAUGGUUUCGUGGUAAAAAUUAUAAUGUCACACCAGUUAUUGAGGAAAUACAACAUACAAUUGACGCCACAGCUGGUAAAGAAUCCUCAGUUGCGGAUUUAUUUAAAACUAGAGGUAAUUUGCGAGCAUUUAUUUCCAGUUUAGGAUUGAUGUUAUUCCAACAAUUCUCUGGAAUAAACGCAGUUAUCUUCUACACAGUCACAAUUUUUGAAUUAGCUGGAAGUUCAUUAAAUCCGAAAGUGGCUGCUAUUUUAAUUGGAAGCAUUCAAGUAGUUAUGGCUUACAUCGCUGCAACAAUAAUUGAUAAAGCUGGUCGAAAAAUAUUUUUAUCUCUUAGUGGUGGAAUUAUGUUUAUUUGUUUAGGUGGAAUUGGAUUUUUCUUCCAGCAAAAGGAAUCGGAUGUGGAUGUCUCAAAUAUUGGAUGGUUACCACUCAGUUGUCUAUUACUGUAUAUUGUAGGAUUUUGUUUGGGUUAUGGGCCUAUACCAUGGAUGAUUAUGGGUGAAUUAUUUACGCCUGAAUUGAAAGGUGUUGCAAGUGGUAUUGCCGUAUUAACUAAUUGGUUUUUAACUUUUGUGGUCACAAAAUCGUUUGAUGGAAUGGUAGCAGCGUUUGGUAUCAGUGGAACUUUCUUCACGUUUAUGGCGUUUGUGUUUGCUGGUUUGGUGUUUGUACAAGUUGUUUUGCCGGAAACUAGAGGAAAAUCAUUGCAAGAAAUACAAGAUGAGUUAAAUGGACGGAAGCAUAUACGUAAAUCGGCUAAUAUUUAAAAA